GAGGGGAAAAAAAAAUGAAAGUUGUGUACUUCCUUGUUGCUAUCUUGGCUUUGGCAUCCUCUCUUGUCUCUGCCCAUGACCCUAGUCCUCUGCAAGAUUUUUGUGUGGCAACCAAAGAACGCGAUGGUGUAUAUGUGAAUGGAAAAUUCUGCAAAGAGCCUAAAGAUGUGAAAGCCGAAGAUUUCUACAAAGAAGUGGAGCCUGGGAAUCCUUCGAAUCAAUUGGGGUCAGCAGUGACUCCUGUGUUUGUUGAUCAACUACCAGGGCUAAACACACUUGGUUUAUCUUUGGCUCGCAUAGAUUAUGAAUCAAUGGGUUUAAACCCUCCACACAUUCACCCUCGAGCCACUGAAAUCAUUAUAGUCCUUGAGGGAAUUCUUCUUGUUGGAUUUGCGACUUCCAAUCAAGAUGGAAAUCGUCUCUUCAGCAAAAUGUUGAAGAAGGGUGAUGUGUUUGUGUCCCCUAUGGGUCUCAUUCAGUUCCAAUAUAAUCCCGGGAGGGGCCGUGCUGUUUCCAUUUCUGCUUUUAGCAGCCAAAAUCCAGGAACUGUCACUGUUGCAAAUGCUGUGUUUAGGUCUAAUCCACGUAUUUCAACCGACAUUCUCACCAAAUCUUUUCAAGUGGAUAAGAAAGUGAUUGAUGAGCUUCAGAAUCAAAACUAAUAUAAAUCUUGGGACAAUUACAACUAAGAUGGCUUUGUUUUUUUAAUCAUGUACCCUACGCAACUUACCUCCAAAUAAUUACUAUUAUACAAAAUAAAAUGUAUGGGGUAUAUGUUUAUUUUGUUUGGAUCUUGUUGGUUUGGUUGAUACGUUGUUUUUCUGUUUAGUAAAAGGGCCUUUACCUUUCUCUUGUUGGGAUAAAGGAUUUUAC
This is a messenger RNA of Glycine soja, 873 nucleotides long. RefSeq names its product germin-like protein subfamily 1 member 7. Bases 15 to 662 code for a protein of 215 amino acids. The record is from RefSeq and is a predicted model, not a curated record. Gene Ontology annotation, cellular component: cell wall. The transcript has 2 exons. Lineage: Eukaryota; Viridiplantae; Streptophyta; Magnoliopsida; Fabales; Fabaceae. Gene Ontology annotation, molecular function: manganese ion binding.